Molecule: messenger RNA, 1365 nt
Organism: Colias croceus (clouded yellow)
Lineage: Eukaryota; Metazoa; Arthropoda; Insecta; Lepidoptera; Pieridae
Exons: 9
Coding region: 52-1233 (393 amino acids)
Cellular component (GO): chitin-based extracellular matrix
Molecular function (GO): structural constituent of chitin-based larval cuticle
Source: RefSeq, a predicted model, not a curated record
GCAAAGUGAACAUAACAAGAGCAGUCGGCUCCAAAUAACGAUCUUAAAAAGAUGUUUCGAUCGAUAAUCAUUUGCGCGUUAUCCUAUCAAGUGGUAGCAAGUGAAUCUCUCCCUACAGUCGCUACUGCACCUGUUCCAAUUCCUAGUGUUGGAGCAAUCACUCCAGGAGUUAAUCCUUAUGUCGCUGGUUUGAAUAACGCAUACCCAGGAUACAAUGGCUAUAGAAGCCCCUAUUACAAUCCAGCUAGUGCAACCGCUCCCAUUUUGAGCUACUCCAAUAAUCGAGCCAUUGAUGGAAGUUAUUCAUACAGCUAUGCUACUGGUGAUGGAAAACAAGCGCAAGAAAGAGGAUUUUUGAAAGACGCUUUCAUUGAUAAUCAUGGAUCUCCUCAAGGAACACAGGUGGUAGAAGGAAGUUACGCGUAUACCUCACCAGAAGGUAUACCAAUUCAAGUGAGCUACGUAGCUGAUGAAAAUGGAUUCAGACCAGCCGGUGUGCACAUACCUGCGGACGGAAGAGUGUCUCCCGCUGCUUUACCAGCAGGCUACAAUAAUAACCUUUACGAUCCCCGCUACAAUGGCUAUAAUCCUAUAAACUAUCGUAAUCCUUAUAGCAAUCAAUAUAAUCCUCUUAGACCUUAUGAUCCUACAUAUAAUCAAUACCAUCCAUACGCAGGAAAUAUCGUUAACGGAUAUAAAAAAGCUCUGGUUAAUCUGAUGUGCAUCAUUCUCCUUCCUGCAUUUUGUGAGCAUUCAACGAUAGUAAACGGAUAUCAAAAAAUCGCCAUGAAAUCUUUUUUAAUUUUAACGUUGGGGAUAUGCCUGGCAGCUGCUGACGUCAACAAUUUCCAACCCUACUAUACACAGCAACAACAACAAGCCUAUACAACAGAAACGAUACCGAUUGUACGACAGGAACAAGUAAUUAAUCCCGAUGGAUCUUAUAAAUGGAAUUACGAAACGGGUAAUGGCAUUGCAGCUGAGGAAGCGGGUUCAAUAAAGAACCAGGGUAUUCCCGAGCAAGAGUCCUUGUCUGCCCAAGGCCAGUACCAGUAUACCGCGCCUGAUGGACAAAUAAUACAACUGCAAUAUGUAGCUGAUGAAAAUGGAUUUCAACCCCGUGGUGCUCAUUUACCUACAUCACCUCCAAUCCCUGCAGAUAUUCAAAAGUCUUUGGAUUAUCUCGCUACUGCACCUACGCCGCCCGCAGAACUCAACCGAAUUAGAGUUUAAAACCUUUGCUAUUUUGACUAUAAUAAUAAUGUACCCGUGAACGAGGCUAGUAUUCUACAAAAUAAGAUUUUUAUAUGUGAUGAACUUCUGUAGUUGUUAAAAUGUUAAUUCUAUAAAUAAUAUUAAUUUACA